GGAAUCCCGCGCAACUCUGGGCUACGGUGCGCUGGAGCCACAAUGGCGGGAGUCCUGCGCUGCAGUUCCCAGUAACCUUCCCUGGUAGGGAGCUCGGGGGAGGGAGACCACCGCAUAUUACGCGCUAAUACUUUUCUUCCCGAGGCGAGCGGGUGCGUGUGCGUGUGCGUGUGCGGGGCAGGAGCGUGUGGAAGAGGCCGCUGAGGUGCUGGAUUCCCCCGCUGGAAUGUUCCUGAUCCCAGUUUCCUUGCGGUGAAGGAUGGGAGUCCUGACGGUUCAGCCGCCUGGUGUGUGUGAGACCGGAUGAAGCUGAGACAGCAGAGAUCUGAACACUUUUCUGGAGAACUUCUGAAGAGGACCUAGGUGCAGGUUCACACUGCACACGAGACAGUGGAGCUUCAUCACCCAUGGAGAAUUACUUCCAGGCUGAGGCCUUCAACCUCGACAAAGUGCUGGACGAGUUCGAGCAGAACGAAGAUGAAACUGAUACCCCGGCGCUUACCGGUGCCAAGUGGACGCAGAUUCUCGCUCCACCGGCUCACCUGUUGUCCCUGAACCCCGCCUUGACUCAUUCUGAUACACGAGACGGCCCCCUCAACUUCAAACCUCUGCUCCAACCUUUGAGUUCCUGCAGCUCCUCCGUGGUGGAAGUGACCGCGCCUGAAGGGAAGCAGGAACCUGAAACGUGGAGUGAAGAAAGGCUGGCGGAUAUCCACAGCCCUCCUUUGCUCCAGCCCAACAUCGGCAAGCUGGUCAGCGCUGACGGCCAAGCGCUGGAUUCUCCUCCUGCCACCAGGGCGGUAACGGAGAACGGGUGUCCACCAGAGUUAGGAUGUAAUGGGGUCAGUGAGGUUCCUCAACUGAGAGAUGAUCGAGAUCCUACUCCCAUUGAUCUGCCCAGUGUCCUGGACUCUAGACAAAGGCAGCAGGAGAAUGAUGUUCCUGAGCAGGACAUCACCUGUUUAAAUGAUGCCAGUUUUUCAAAUCCUGAGGAAGGUCUUGGACAGGGAGUCUCCGAGUUGAACAAUGGCGCUUUGUUGGUUGCAAUGGAGUUUGAGGGCAUCAAGGAAACGAGCGGAACGGAUUAUCAUGUUGCUGUUCCAAGCAGGGGCGGUUCUGAGAAAGGAGAGAAUGUUCCACAGGAACCUGGUGGUGGCACUCAGGAACUUGUAGUCGACCCAGAGUGUCAUAGCUCUGGUACCAUUCCGAAUGGUACUCUUCUCAGGACAGAAAGCUUUGAGCAGGAAAAAAUAGUUUCAAACAAGAAAGAAAUGACGACUCAGGAUCUGGUCGUCGAAUCCCCACGGAACGAAAGAUCUCAUCCCAGUGGACUGGGUGAAGAAAGCAGUAGAGAUCUGCAGGUCCAUCCUACUCCUGCGCUUUUAAAGGAAGACUCGAUAACUGAGGAGAAGGAGAUGGAGGAGAGCAAACAGGAAUGCUGCGAGCCUAACCGAAGCUCAGAGACGAGCUCUAAACUCAACAACGGACGGCUGCAGCUGGUGAGCGUUCCCUACGGUGGUGCACGGCCCAAACAGCCCGUCCACCUGAAGCUGCAGAUUCCUCGAUCCUUCUCAGGACAAGUCCGAAACGAACUUGGUUCCACUGGCAGGAACAAAAACUUGGAGGCUCAGUGCAGGGCAGGUGAACUCGAGUCGUCUUGCGGUUCUGUGGAAUCUAGAGCCACGCGAGUCAACGGCGAGAACGGAGAGGGUUCCUUCGGCGUGAACGUCCCCUCGGAGAACCCUGAUAACGAUCUCCAGGCAGGUCAGCAAGGAGGCCUCACGAGGAAGCCGUUCAACUCACUUGGAGAAGUGGCUCCUGUAUGGGUGCCGGAUUCACAAGCACCCAUCUGCAUGAAGUGCGAAGUCAAAUUCACCUACAAGAGAAGACACCACUGUCGGGCCUGUGGCAAGGUUUUCUGUGCUGCGUGCUGCAGUCUGAAGUGCAGGCUGAUGUACAUGGACAGGAAGGAGGCACGUGUCUGUGUGACGUGUCAUCACACUUUAACUAAUGCUCAGGCGUGUGAGAAUCCAGGGAGCAGCUCAAGUCAGAGUCCGAACCCCAACAACCCGUCGGAAUACUGCUCCACCAUCCCCCCUCUCCAGCAGGCCCAAGCGUCUGGCGCCCUCAGCUCUCCACCUCCAACUGUCAUGGUGCCUGUCGGAGUCCUCAAACAGCCAGGAGCUGAGGGUGCUCUGUCUCGUGAGCAGAGGAGAGUUUGGUUCGCUGAUGGUAUUUUACCCAACGGAGAAACCACAGACUCCUCUAAAGGACCUGCUCCGGACCUGAACCCAAACCCCACCCAACCUCCAGCUGUGUCCCAAGUCUCCAACAAAUCCACAACCAGAGCUCACGAGGCGGCUCACACUCCUGGAGCUCCGGUGGGAAGCUCGGUCUGUCUGAUCCCAGAGGACGGACUUCCUCCCAUCCUCAUCUCCACUGGAGUUAAAGGAGAUUACGCGGUGGAGGAGAAGCCAUCAGAGGUCCUGCUCCUUCAGCAGCUGGAGGAAGGAGGUCCUGAGCCGCUGGUGUUCGUGCUGAACGCUAACCUUCUAGCCAUGGUGAAGCUCGUCAACUACGUAAACAGGAAGUGCUGGUACGUGAUGUCGAAGGGCAUGCACGCCGUGGGCCAGGCCGAGGUGGUGGUGCUGCUGCAGUGCCUCCCUGAUGAGAAGAACAUCCCGAAAGACAUCUUCAACCAUUUUGUGCAGCUUUAUCAGGAAGCUCUCGCAGGAAACGUGUUGAGCCACCUGAGCCACUCGUUCUUCACGCAGAGUUUCCUGGGCAGUAAGGAACAUGGUGGGUUCCUCUACAUCACCCCGACCUUCCAGUCUCUCCAGGACCUCCUGCUGCCCAACGCGCCCUUCCUGUUCGGGAUCUUGGUGCAGAAGUGGGAGACGCCGUGGGCCAAAGUGUUUCCCAUCCGCCUGAUGCUGCGCCUCGGAGCCGAGUACCGCUUUUAUCCCUGUCCUCUGUUUAGCGUUCGCUUCAGAAAGCCUCUUUUUGGAGAAACCGGUCACACCAUCAUCAACCUUUUGGCGGACUUUAGGAAUUAUCAGUACACAUUGCCGGUGGUCAGGGGUCUGGUGGUGGACAUGGAAGUGAGAAAAACCUCCAUUAAAAUCCCCAGCAACCGCUAUAACGAGCUCAUGAAGGCCAUGAACAAGUCUAACGAGCAUGUGUUGGCGAUGGGGGCGUGUUUUAACGAGCGGGCCGACUCGCACCUGGUGUGUGUGCAGAACGACGAUGGGAACUAUCAAACGCAGGCCAUCAGCAUCCAUCACCAACCUCGCAAAGUAACAGGAGCCAGUUUCUUCGUCUUCAGUGGCGCUCUGAAGGCCUCGUCCGGGUUUCUGGCCAAAACCAGUAUUGUUGAAGAUGGCGUGAUGGUGCAGAUCACGGCGGAGACGAUGGAGACCCUGCGCCAGGCUCUGAGAGAGAUGAAGGAUUUCACCAUCGUGUGCGGGAAAGCAGAUCAGGAGGAGACGCAGGAGAGCGUUCACAUCCAGUGGACAGAGGACGACCUGAACUUCAACAAGGGGGUGAUCAGUCCGAUCGAUGGAAAAUCAAUGGAGUCUAUAACGAGUGUGAAGAUCUUCCACGGGUCGGAGUUUAAAGCCAACGGGAAAGUGAUCCGCUGGACCGAGGUGUUUUUCCUCCAGAGUGAGGACCAGCCUAACGGAGACCCGGCGGAUCACAGCCGGCUGACGGAGAACGUAGCAAGAGCCUUCUGCGUGGCGCUUUGUCCUCAUCUGAAACUUCUAAAGGAGGACGGCAUGGCCAAGCUGGGGCUCCGUGUCACACUAGACUCAGAUCAGGUGGGUUACCUGGCAGGUAGUAACGGUCAGCCCUUGCUCCCUCAGUACCUGAGUGAUUUGGACAGUGCCCUGAUCCCGGUAAUCCACAGUGGGGCGUGUCAGCUCAGCGAGGGUCCCGUCAUCAUGGAGCUCAUCUUCUACAUCCUGGAGAUCAUCUCUUAACCGAAGUUCUCCUUCUGAAAUUUAAAUCGACCUCAUCUCUCUCUCUCUCUCUUUCUCUCUCUCUUUCUCUCUCUCUCUCUCACUUGCACUUCAAUGAACCCGAAUGCUGAAGAGGAAGCAUCAGCAUCGUCAUCAGCAGCAGCGUUCCAGCAGAUCACCUAUGCACCAUUUUUACACGCGAACCAUCUCCGAACAUCUCCACAUCUCCGGAGCCCAACACGGGUUCCAACGAUCUCAGAAUUUUGGUGCUUUUUUUUUUUUCUUCUUUUCUUUUUCCUCCACUGUGGAAAUCUUAAAAAAUGCUGCUUGGGGAAAAAAAGAGAGAAGAGAAAAACGAUGGAGGGAUCGGAGCCCAAACGCUGUUUGUACAGAAAAGCAGAAAAUGUUACAUUUCUUUUGAUAACCAAUGAAACGGAGAGGAUUUGGGAUUGACCUCUCCAAACUUCCAAAAAUGAUUUCAUACAGAAAAGUAUUUAACACUUAAGAGUAGAUGUUUGUAUAUAAAUCCAGCACUGAGUUCGACAGGAUUUCCAGCUAAAUGAGCUAAAAUGCUACCUGCUAGCGAGUUAAAGGGGCGGUCCGUCACGUUUUAAAAAAAAUAAAAGGAAGAAAAUUCAA
Silurus meridionalis is the source of this 4598-nucleotide messenger RNA. It is a transcript of the gene zfyve9a, whose product is annotated as zinc finger, FYVE domain containing 9a. Gene Ontology annotation, biological process: endosomal transport. Lineage: Eukaryota; Metazoa; Chordata; Actinopteri; Siluriformes; Siluridae. Gene Ontology annotation, molecular function: metal ion binding. The record is from RefSeq and is a predicted model, not a curated record. Gene Ontology annotation, cellular component: early endosome membrane.